CUCUGUCCAAGUCCAGCAAAAGAGCUCAGCUAUUGUCCAGAAAAAAUCCUACGUCCCCACUAGCAAGGGCGAAUAUAUCGUCACCAAACUCGAUGACCUGAUCAACUGGGCGCGAAGGAGCUCCUUAUGGCCGAUGACGUUUGGCUUGGCGUGCUGCGCCGUGGAGAUGAUGCACAUGGCGGCUCCUCGUUACGACAUGGACCGCUUCGGGGUCGUGUUUCGAGCUAGUCCCCGGCAAGCUGAUGUCAUGAUCGUGGCCGGCACCCUGACGAACAAAAUGGCUCCGGCUCUUCGGAAGGUCUACGACCAGAUGCCGGAGCCGCGCUACGUGGUCUCCAUGGGGAGCUGUGCCAACGGCGGGGGCUACUACCACUACUCCUACUCCGUGGUGAGGGGCUGCGACCGCAUCGUGCCGGUGGACAUCUACGUGCCAGGUUGCCCACCUACGGCUGAAGCUUUGCUGUAUGGAAUCCUGCAGCUUCAGAAGAAAAUCAAACGGGAGAAGAAGAUUCAGAUCUGGUACAGGAAAUAACCUCUUAUUUAUGACCUACCCACUUACUGCCCACCCGGGGCACCUGCUUGCAUCCGUACGCACAAGAAAUCUGGAUUCUCACGAGCCUUCCAAUAAACCUCUACCUGGUU
Molecule: messenger RNA, 642 nt
Organism: Tauraco erythrolophus (red-crested turaco)
Lineage: Eukaryota; Metazoa; Chordata; Aves; Musophagiformes; Musophagidae
Source: RefSeq, a predicted model, not a curated record